CCAACUGUUUGGAUGAAGAAACCAGAGGUUAGGUCAAGAUCAGCUUCACCUAUUCAUGGAGGAGGUGGUUCCAAGUCCUCGCCCACCCACAAAGGAAUGGCCUCGCCUGUUGAUGGAGCCUGGUCACCACUCAGUAGAGAACAGAGUGCCUUGCUUGAGACAGCUUGGAGAACCAGAGAAACUUCAAUUAAAAUAGCAGAGGAAGAUUUUAAUUUGGAUACUAUGAUGGUCACUAUUGAGAGAGGAGGAAUAAAGCAGAGAGUUGGUAGCAUAUCAAGGUCCUUUAAUCCUGGUAUUUGGGUCUGGUAUUCGCACUGCGUGAAGACCAGCUCUGUGAGCGUUAAACUGGGUCUCGUUCAGAUUGAUAAUCAGUUAGAUGAUGUGGAACUACCCACGAGAGUCGUGUUCUCAUCUAAAGAAAUGCAGCAUUUAUCUGAAGAGAUCACUGAUCCUUUUCUUGAUUUCAUUAUAACUCUUAGUACACGGAAUCCUUUCUCUAUCAGAGAGAUUGAAAAAUGUUUUUUGAAGAUCAAGCCAUUGCGUGUUAACAUUGAGCUUGGAGUGGUUGCUGCCCUGCUCCCAUUCACUGAUGUCAUAAUGGCCACUGGAAGCGAUGAGUUUUCAGAACUGGGCAAAGAAGACAUGUCAUUGAUUAAUAAACCACUUAAAGAUAUUUUAAAAACUGACUCAUUAGUUAAAGUAAGGACUGUUAAUCACAUUGAUGUCCUCCAAAUAGCUCAAGCAUCUUUGUCAGUUACUUAUACAACAGCUGGUGAAUAUGAUUUGAGCUCUCAAUGGGGCAAAGUAGUUAAUGCUCUCAUUCAUUUUGCCCUAAUAACUAAAGGAUCAUUUGACAUCAAUUUAAAGUCAGUUACUAUAAGCAAUGAAGUAUUGGAUGCUGAACAAAUCAAGAGGCUAAUAUGGGGCCAUUACAAGAAUGAGAUGCUGUUGCAGUUCCAAAGGUUUGCGCUUGGCCUUGACGUGAUUGGUAAUCCUGUCAAACUCUUGAGCAGUUUCCAAGUCGGAGCUAAAGACCUAGUGAACUUCUCACGUCAAGGUUUAACUGAAGGGGAUGCUGGUACUCAUAUUGCUGCUGGUGUGAAAAGCUUUCUUGGACAUUUUAUUGAAGGCAGUGCUGGUUCUGGUGUAAGAUCAACAGCCGUCCUUAGCAGUCUCCUCCUAGCAGCCACUGACAUUGAAUACCAAAGAAAACACCGCUACAUGAGGCAGGCUAGGAACGAAAACGAUUUGACAUCAAACCUAAAACUGGGCAGUACCUUUUUUAUUAAGGGUGUGUUUCAUGGUGCUACUGAUAUCAUUGUGAAGCCAAUAACUGGUGCAUCCAGUAAAGGCUUUGAAGGUUUCAUGAAGGGAAUAGGACGAGGUGCUAUAUCAGUACUUGUAAAACCAACACUUGGUGCUGUUGAUUUAGCUAAAUACACUAUGGAAGGAAUAAGAAGUUCAGUUGAUGACGAACUGACUGUUGAAACAUCAAGGCUGCCUCGUUUAAUACACAGUGAUAAGGUAGUGACACCUUACAACAGUCAUGAGGCUGAAGGAUUGUACAUUGUUCGACAUCUCUCUGAGCCUCUCCUUAAUGAUCACUAUGUCUUUCAUGAGUGGCUUCCUUCUCCAAGCCCUUCAGCUGAUCCAUUGCUUUUAUUAGUCACAUCAAGACAACUGAUGCAGUUAUGCAAGUCCAAGAGACACUAUCGAUGUGAAUGGUCCACUGGAUUGGACAGUAUCAUCCAAAUAAAAGCAAUGAAAUAUUCAACUGAAGAUCAUCAGAGCAAGAAUGAUUACACUGACUUUGGAAUACUGCUGGAAUACAAGGAUGAAAAUAUCUUCCGAAAGAAGCAGAAUAAAUUUCUCUUAAAGCUUGAAGAUACAGUGGGGGCAGAGCUUAUUGAAGAAAAAAUCAACAAUGCUAGAAAAACAUUUAUAAAGCAAGAUGAUGGAUGAGGUCAUGUUUUUAAAUGUUGUAUCAUUGUAUUUUAUAACAUUUUAUUCUUCUUAUAACAAAUUAUUUAUAAUUUUUCUGAAAUAUAUUCUAUUUUUCUGCAAAUCUCAUUAUUAUUUUUAAUGUAA
Molecule: messenger RNA, 2088 nt
Organism: Amphimedon queenslandica
Lineage: Eukaryota; Metazoa; Porifera; Demospongiae; Haplosclerida; Niphatidae
Product: vacuolar protein sorting-associated protein 13A-like
Exons: 18
Coding region: 13-1962 (649 amino acids)
Biological process (GO): protein retention in Golgi apparatus; protein targeting to vacuole
Source: RefSeq, a predicted model, not a curated record